CGCCCGCCCCUCGGGCAGCCGCCGGUGCCCGCUGCGCUCCGCUCGCCCCGGUCGCUGCGGGGAUGGCGCCGUGAGGGGCCGAGGCGGGUCCCGGCGGCUUUGUCCCGGUCGCGGCUGAGCCGCCGCCGCCUUGCCGGGCGGUGUCCCCCCGCGGGGGGAGGCGCCGUCAAUGCGUAGCCUGUGGCUGCUCGGCUUCGCGCUGGGGGUCGCCGCGGCGGGCGGCGCGGAGGGCGGCGGGGGCCGGGUGAGCGCGGAGCUCAGCGCCGUGUGGGGGCCCGGGCUGCGGGCGGCCGCCGUCCUGCCCGCCCGCUACUUCUUCGUGCUGGCCCUGGACGCGCAGGGCCGCAGGUUCACUUCAUCACCGGGUGAAAAUACAUUCCAGGUGAAGAUCACUGCUCCUGAUGAACAGUUCACUCGGGUUGGUGUGCAAGUAUUAGACAGGAAAGAUGGUUCCUUCAUUGUGAGAUACAGGAUGUAUGCAAGCUACAAAAGCCUGAAGAUAGAAAUCAAAACCAGAGAUAAACAUGUCGCAAAGUCUCCGUAUAUUUUAAAAGGUCCUGUUUACCAUGAAAACUGUGACUGCCCUCAGGAGGAGAGCAGCGCGUGGCUGGAAGAGAUGAACUGCCCUCAGGUCAUUCCACAGAUUCAGAGGGACCUAGCAAAUUUUCCCAUUGUUGAUCCAGAUAAGAUUGCGAAAGAAAUCCCACAGAGGUUUGGACAAAGGCAGAGUUUGUGUCAUUACACCAUCAAAGAUAACGAGGUUUAUAUAAAGACGUAUGGGGAACACGUUGGCUUCAGAAUUUUCAUGGACGCUAUACUUCUUUCUUUGACAAGAAAAGUGAAAAUGCCAGAUGUAGAAUUUUUUGUUAACUUGGGGGACUGGCCGCUGGAGAAAAAGAAACCUCCGCAGAACCUGCACCCUAUCUUCUCAUGGUGUGGGUCCAGUGAAUCAAAAGACAUCGUCAUGCCAACAUAUGACUUAACAGACUCGGUUCUGGAGACUAUGGGACGGGUUAGUCUGGAUAUGAUGUCAGUUCAAGCAAACACCGGCCCAUCAUGGGAAGACAAGAAUACCACGGCAUUCUGGAGAGGACGUGACAGCCGCAAAGAGAGGCUUGAACUUGUAAAGCUCAGUAGAAAAUAUCCGGAGAUCAUAGAUGCUGCUUUCACAAACUUUUUUUUUUUUAAACACGAUGAAAGCCUCUAUGGACCCAUUGUUAAGCACAUUUCGUUUUUUGAUUUUUUUAAGUAUAAAUAUCAAAUUAACAUUGAUGGCACAGUGGCAGCAUAUAGAUUGCCUUAUCUACUAGCAGGAAACAGCGUUGUGCUAAAACAAGACUCCAUCUACUAUGAGCAUUUUUAUAAUGAGCUGCAGCCAUGGAAACACUAUAUUCCAUUCAAAAGUGAUCUGAGCGAUCUCCUAGAAAAACUACAGUGGGCCAAAGAGCACGAUGAAGAGGCCAAAAAUAUUGCAAAAUCUGGACAAGAAUUUGCAAGAAACAAUCUCAUGGGAGAUCACAUUUUUUGUUACUACUUCAAACUUUUCCAGGAAUAUGCCAGUUUGCAAGUGAAUGAGCCAAAAAUCAGAGAAGGCAUGGAGAAAGUGCAGCAGCCUGAUGAUGACCUCUUUCCAUGUACUUGCCACAGAAAAAAGACCAAAGAUGAACUUUGACAGAAAGAAAUAAAAUAAUUUUUUGGAUAUUUACCUACAUUCAGAAUCACUUCUUCAGGACAUAAGGAAACCUUGAAUUAAAAAUUAAAUGGUUAUUUUGAAGUUUACUCUAUCAUGAUCUACAUACAGAAGACAACCAACCAUUGCCUGUUUCCUUUUUAUCAUGGAGCAGUCACAGAGCCUUGUUCAACACACAUUUUAUAACUUUUUUUUUUUAAAUAAAAAACACAUUUAUAUCA
Molecule: messenger RNA, 1911 nt
Organism: Anas platyrhynchos (mallard)
Lineage: Eukaryota; Metazoa; Chordata; Aves; Anseriformes; Anatidae
Gene: POGLUT2
Product: protein O-glucosyltransferase 2
Cellular component (GO): endomembrane system
Molecular function (GO): glucosyltransferase activity; protein binding
Source: RefSeq, a predicted model, not a curated record